GCAAUUCUUCUUUUCCAAAAAAUGAGCAGUCGAGGCAAAGCAACCGGCAUUGCCGCCCUGUUCGCAAGGCAAGGAGCGAAAUCCAAGGACACGACACAGGCAUCCUCAGCGACUCCAGCGCAGAAUCCCGCGCCGUCUAUGCAGGUUGCAGAGCAGGCAUCAGCGGCAGUCACAAGCAAGCGAUUGGCGGAUCCCGUCGAGGAGCCCCGAGUUGUUGCAAAGUCACCGAGCAAAAAGCCAAGAAUCGUGUCUGAGCGCGAUGAGGACAUCACUCCCUUCGCAGCGCCGCACACCAAGGUGGUCAUCACGAGUAACAAAGACAAGGCUCGACAGGCAAGCAGAGAGGCCGAGCUGAAGCGUCUCGAGAGCCUGCACGAGCCAACGGUGGUUGUGCCGGUUGUCGCUUCGCUCGAAACUCUAAUCACGCCGCCGUUGUUGGUGGCUGAUGGAACCGAGGACAUGUCUUCUCAGAGCUCGUUCUUGGGCGUGGCACCCCGCGCAGCGUUUGCCAUUGCCAUGCCUGCACUCGCCGUCCCUGAAGGUGCCGAGGACAUGUCUUCACAAAGCUCCUUCUUUGGCGUGGCACCUCGAGCGGCGGUUGCCAUUGCGAGGCCUGCACUGACCGUUCCUGAAGGUGCCGAGGAUAUUUCGUCUCAAAGCUCGUUCUUUGGCUUCCCGGUCGGAUCUUCUUGUGUGAUUUCCUCUCCUCCGAAAGUGGGCGCCGCUUCCACUCCAGACCUGGUCGAGGCUGCCGAGCCGAUGGACGUUUCUGCCGACGAGGGCACCCCAGUGACCGAAACCAACAAUGGCGGUCGCCCACGGCGCACAGCUGCCAAGAAGGCUGUCGAUCGGCUUGCGAAAGGAGAGCAAGACGACGGCCUUGAUGCCGAGCCCGCAGAAGAGGCCACAGAGGCGGCAGACGCAGAGGAGCCUGAUGCCAACGAAAACCAAGAUGCACGCGAAGCUCGCAAGCUUGCCGCUGCCGCCAAGCGCGCCGAGAAGGACGAGGCUGCCAAGCUGGCCAAAGCCGAGGCCGCCCGCCGAAAGGAGGAGCUGCUUCGCCAAAAGGAAGACGCAAAGCGGCAAAAGGACGAACAAAAGCUUCAACGCGAGCUGGAAGUGCAAAAGAAAAACCAAGAGCGCGAAGACGCCAAGAAGCGCAAGGAGGACGAGAAGCGACAAAAGGACCUUGCCAAGGAGGAAGAGCGUGUGCGCAAGGAGGCUGCCAAGGCCCAGCAGGAAGCCGAGCGGGCCAAGCGCAUUGCCGAUGAGGCCGCCCUGAAGGCCAAGCGAGAGGCAGACAAGGAAAACAAGCGACUCGCGGAUGAGGCUGCCAAGGCCAAGGCCAUUGAGGACGAACUGGCCAAGAAGAAGCAAGCCGAAGCUCGAUUUUUCGGAAUGCUCAUGAAAGGCAGCAGCGGCGCACCUCAGACCACCAACCCUGUGAAGGCUGUGUCGGAGGAGGCAACGGUCGAGACCAAGGCAAAGGACAACAAGAACAAGCCCAACGAGGCCCCCUGCGUCCGCAUCAAGUGGACGGCGGAAGAUACCCAGCGCCUUGACACCCUGCUGGCACUGCAAGCUUCCGCGACACCCACCUUCCUUCACGAGGCCAAGCUUCGUGCUCGCGAGUUGAAGCGUCGUUGGCACGCGAGCCGACGCGAGUUGGUUCGUCGACACACUUCUAUUGCUACUGCUGCCGAAACAGAGGCGAUGGCCGUUGACAAUGACGAUGAAGUCGCACCAGUGACCGUUUGUCCCGAGGUGACUGCUCAACUCGAUCGAAUUCUUGGUCGGCCUGUUGUCGCCCGAACAAACCCUCCGCUGAUCCAUGGCGACCGGAUUGUGCAAAUGCGCCACAUCCAACACGACGGCUCAAUCCGUCCGCCGUACUUUGGCAGCUGCAUGCACGUGCCCAAGUUUGCCAACCCUCGUCGACCAUUCCUGCCCGAUCCCGAGUACAACUACGACGAUGAUUACGACUCGGACCAGGAUUGGGACGAGGCGGAUGCCGAGAUUGGCGAGUCUCUCAGCUCGUGCGAAGAGGACGAGGAGGAAAUGGAGGCCACGGCUGGUCUGGGCGAGUUGAGCGACUUUGCUCCUCGCUCCAAGAAGGCCGAAAAGCGCAAAGUCUCCCGCGAAGAGGACGAGCUCGCCAUCGACGAGGAGAUGGACGAUUUUGUCGUGCCUCAUGGCUAUCUUUCUGACGACGAAGGCGUGGACGCCGCUGCCGACGAAGAUGACGCCGACGACGACCUUGGCGAGUUUGCCGACGACGACGCCAGUGACGAUGAAGGCAGCGACGACGACACGUCUGCGGAUGACGCCGACCAACCCACCCCCAGCAAGCCUGCCGCGUCACGCAAGGCACAGCCCAGCUCGAUGCGCGUGGAUUCGGACGACGAGAGUGCAGCGGCGCCGGCUGAACCACGUCUCUCGACCAAGCGCACACACAGCGAAAGCCAGAGCGGCGAAGCAAACGCAGCCGAGGAGGCUGCAGCGCGCAAAAAGCGUCACCUGCAAGCGGCCGAGCUCGAGCUCAAGAAGCGAGCACAAAACCUAGUUUCCCUCAAGAUUGGUGUCUUGUUUGCGCCGUACGCCCCUCCUUCCGACGAAAGUGUCAUUGCUCGUCUUCCCGCAGGAUUGCCGGCCAACAAGAUCUCGCGGGCUGUCGCCUUGUCCAAGCAAAAGACCUUGCAGCAGUUCCACUUCCUGGCCAAGUUUGCUGUCAAUCCCCUGUUUGACUUUGGCGCUGAGGGUGUUGAUCCCUUCAACUUUGCCCCUCCCGCUGCUUUUGUCGCGGCAACCACCGGCGAGUCGGCCAACCCAGCCGAGCCCGGCGAAGCAGCGACCCUGAAUUCCAACGUGAAGGCUUUCACGGACGACUUGCUGCCCGAGCUUGUGCGCAUGGUCCACGGCACGAGUCGCGGCGUGGAUCCCAUCGGAGCCGAGUUUGUCACUCGGCAUCCCGAGGUCAGCAAGCGUCAAACCAUCAAGAAGCUGCUCGACAUUGCCGUCAAGGAGGUCCGGCCAGCCAUCUCUAAAAAGCCACUGUUCUUUGUCAAAGACCAGAUGCUUGCCUCUCUGGGUUUGGAGUCGUUGCAGCCCGCGUACUUUGCCGAAACUGCUGCUCGCAAGGCCAAGCAGGAGGCCGAGCGGCAGCAGCGCCAACAGCUGGAUGCAACCAAGGAACCACAGCAACCACAAGAUGCGCAGCAGCCCACGACACCGAUGGAUUCAAAGCGACAGCAGCUCACGCCGCCGACCUCCGGUGACAAGCAAAAGCGCCCCAGGAAGCGCCCGUCGCCUACCACUGCAACGACCAAAGAGCUCUUCCCGCUUGCAUCAUUCCUCUCAUCAGCUGGCACGCAGCGUCAAGCCCCGAGUCAUUCCGAGCAGGCCAUGACGAUCGAGUCCGUUGUCGAAGGCAGCCAAGGGUUGAUCACUCCUGCCAGCAGCCCAGCAGGUCAAAAGGUGAUCGCCUUGUGAAUUGUGAAGAUGUGAUUUGUUGGUUGUCGUCGUUGUUGUUGUUGUCGUUGCUGUUAUUGUUGUCGUUGCUGUUAUUGGUUUGUGAGGAGCGGAGCUUUUCAAGGUGCGCAUUGUUUUUGUCGUGAAUUAAAAUGCCAAACAAAGUACACGAAC
Capsaspora owczarzaki ATCC 30864 is the source of this 3642-nucleotide messenger RNA. RefSeq lists its product as hypothetical. The transcript is spliced from 4 exons. NCBI's taxonomy places the organism in Eukaryota, Filasterea, Ministeriida, Capsasporidae. The record is from RefSeq and is a predicted model, not a curated record. Gene Ontology annotation, cellular component: CAF-1 complex; nucleus. Gene Ontology annotation, biological process: nucleosome assembly. Bases 22 to 3489 code for a protein of 1155 amino acids.